Enhydra lutris kenyoni (northern sea otter) is the source of this 2279-nucleotide messenger RNA. It is a transcript of the gene TBX15, whose product is annotated as T-box 15. The record is from RefSeq and is a predicted model, not a curated record. Gene Ontology annotation, molecular function: RNA polymerase II cis-regulatory region sequence-specific DNA binding; DNA-binding transcription factor activity, RNA polymerase II-specific. The transcript is spliced from 8 exons. Lineage: Eukaryota; Metazoa; Chordata; Mammalia; Carnivora; Mustelidae. Gene Ontology annotation, cellular component: nucleus. Gene Ontology annotation, biological process: positive regulation of DNA-templated transcription; regulation of transcription by RNA polymerase II; cell fate specification. Bases 56 to 1864 code for a protein of 602 amino acids.
CGGGCUGCUCCCUCAGUAGCGGGAGCGAGCGGAGGCCGGGGUGCGGGCGGCUAAGAUGAGUGAAAGGAGAAGAUCUGCAGUCGCCCUGAGCUCGCGAGCACAUGCCUUCUCCGUUGAAGCCUUGAUCGGCUCAAAUAAAAAGCGGAAACUGCGAGACUGGGAGGAGAAGGGGUUGGACCUGUCCAUGGAGGCGCUGAGCCCCGCGGGCCCACUCGGAGACACGGAGGACGCGGCCGCACACGGCCUGGAACCUCACCCGGAUUCCGAGCAAAGCACUGGUUCAGACUCUGAGGUGCUCACUGAGCGGACUUCCUGCUCCUUUGACACUCACCCUGACUUGGGCUCUGGUGCUGCAGGCCCUGUGCCUGCUGCCAUGUCUUCCAUGGAAGAGAUUCAGGUGGAGCUCCAAUGCGCUGACCUCUGGAAGAGGUUCCAUGACAUUGGAACUGAGAUGAUCAUCACCAAAGCAGGCAGGAGGAUGUUUCCUGCCAUGAGAGUGAAAAUCACUGGCCUGGACCCACACCAGCAGUAUUACAUAGCAAUGGACAUUGUGCCUGUGGACAAUAAAAGAUACAGAUACGUGUACCACAGCUCCAAAUGGAUGGUGGCUGGCAAUGCAGACUCCCCUGUACCUCCAAGAGUUUAUAUACACCCUGAUUCUCUAGCUUCUGGAGACACCUGGAUGAGACAGGUGGUCAGUUUUGACAAACUCAAGCUGACCAACAACGAGUUGGAUGAUCAAGGACAUAUCAUUCUGCACUCAAUGCACAAAUACCAGCCUCGAGUUCACGUGAUCCGCAAGGAUUUCAGCAGCGACCUUUCACCCACCAAACCUGUCCCUGUUGGGGAUGGAGUGAAAACAUUCAACUUCCCUGAGACGGUGUUUACCACAGUCACAGCCUACCAGAACCAGCAGAUCACCAGAUUAAAAAUUGAUCGAAACCCUUUUGCUAAAGGAUUCAGAGAUUCUGGAAGAAACAGAACCGGACUGGAAGCCAUCAUGGAGACUUACGCGUUCUGGAGACCCCCUGUGCGCACACUCACUUUUGAGGAUUUCACCACCAUGCAAAAGCAGCAAGGGGGCAGCACAGGCACAUCCCCGACCACCUCCAGCACUGGGACACCAUCCCCUUCAGCUUCUUCUCACCUUUUAUCUCCAUCCUGUUCUCCUCCAACAUUUCAUCUGGCCCCCAACACUUUCAAUGUGGGCUGUCGAGAGAGCCAGCUGUGCAAUCUAAACCUCUCUGAUUAUCCACCAUGUGCCCGAAGCAACAUGGCGGCCUUGCAGAGCUACCCAGGGCUGAGUGACAGUGGCUACAACAGGCUCCAGAGUGGCACGGCUUCAGCCACUCAGCCCUCAGAAACCUUCAUGCCUCAGAGGACUCCAUCCCUGAUCUCAGGAAUACCGACUCCUCCCUCGUUGCCUAGCAACAGCAAGAUGGAAGCCUAUGGCGGCCAGCUGGGGUCCUUCCCCACUUCCCAGUUCCAGUAUGUCAUGCAGGCUGGCAAUGCGGCCUCCAGCUCCUCGUCACCACAUAUGUUUGGGGGCAGCCACAUGCAGCAGAGCUCCUACAACGCCUUCUCUCUCCACAACCCUUACAAUCUCUAUGGAUAUAAUUUCCCCACUUCUCCCAGGCUAGCUGCAAGCCCAGAAAAACUGAGCGCCUCUCAAAGCACUUUACUCUGUUCUUCUCCUUCCAAUGGGGCCUUUGGUGAGAGGCAGUACCUGCCCACAGGGAUGGAGCACAGCAUGCACAUGAUCAGCCCUUCGCCCAAUAACCAGCAGGCGACCAACACCUGUGAUGGCCGGCAGUACGGGGCGGUCCCAGGCUCCUCCUCCCAGAUGUCCGUGCACAUGGUUUAAUGGCCCGUCCAAACACCAGGGAGCCCACUGCAGCCAGGGCCCCAGCGUCUCCAUGAGCAGAUCUUCCUUUCUGGGAGCUGAAGCCUUUGAAAAAUGGGAACUGUGUUUUUUGUUUUUUGUUUUUUGUUUUUUUUCUGGAGGAAGAAAGCACAUACCCAAGAACAACAAAAGACAUUUAAGCCACUGAAGGAAAUACUUGCAGUGGAGUCAUCUCCGACUCAGUGGCCAUUCUCCUGCCUUCCCAAACCUUAGUUUUAUAAAGCAUUGCCUACUCCAGAGUGGCCUUUGAAGAAACUGAAUAAUCAUUUUAUAAUAAUGUUAAGGAAGAUGCUAGCAUGUAGCAGCCAUAAAAAGUUACCCUGACAUGAAUACAGACCUACCUGUACAUGCAUACAUACAAACAUACAUACAUACA